UCACCAACAACCAUGGCAGCUUCGGGACACAACAAGUACGGCCCGGGAUACGGCCAGGUCAGGCAUCACGAAUGGAGAACCGCUGAGAACAGCAGCAGCCAUCUGCUGCCCAAGCUUCAGUCCAUGGCCAAGGACAACCCCAAUCUCAAGCUUUUGGAUGUCGGCGCAGGCUCCGGCACAAUCUCGACGUCGCUGGCGAGAUAUAUACCUGAUGGGCAUGUCACCGCCACUGACAUAUCUGAUGAGAUUCUUGUCCGCGCGAAAGAGUUCGCUGAUUCUCAAGGUGUCACCAAUAUCGAGUUCAAGCGCGCAGAUGUCUUUGAGCUGCCCUUCUCCGACUCAACCUUUGACGUGACGCAUGCGCAUCAAGUCCUCUGUCACCUAGAUACACCCGCUGAAGCCAUUCAAGAGAUGAUUCGAGUGACAAAGCCAGGGGGCGUGAUUUCCCUACGGGAGAGCGACAUGCAUAUGUGGUGUUUCUGGCCCGAGAUCCCGGGUCUGCUCAAAUUCCACGAGAAUCAGAUCAGAGUGCUAGUAGCCAACGGCGGGCAGGACAAAGGAGGUCGCCAACUUGUAUCGUGGUCUUUGAAGGCCGGAGUGGCCCGUCAAGACAUCACGGCGAGCUUCGGCACAUGGUGCUACAGCGAUCCCGAGGAUAGAAGAGUCUGGGCUGAGUCUAUGAGGGAGCGCCUGAUUGGGGGCCAUACGCGCCGUAAAUCUCUCGAGCUGGGCAUCGCGACGGAGAGUGAACUUGACGAGAUGGCCCAGGCUUGGCAGGACUGGGCCGACACUGAUGAUGCGACGUUUGGGUUGGUGAACGGUCAAGUAUUGAUAGAGAAGAGGUAG
This is a messenger RNA of Fusarium falciforme, 846 nucleotides long. RefSeq names its product Methyltranfer-dom domain-containing protein. Bases 13 to 846 code for a protein of 277 amino acids. NCBI's taxonomy places the organism in Eukaryota, Fungi, Ascomycota, Sordariomycetes, Hypocreales, Nectriaceae. Gene Ontology annotation, molecular function: methyltransferase activity. The record is from RefSeq and is a predicted model, not a curated record. The transcript has 2 exons.